AUGACAAAACUAAAUAAUGCCCAAGCAACAACUAUAAUCAGACAAGAAAUAGAUAUUCCCAAUUUGACGUCUUAUUUAGCUUCAAGAAUUCCUGAAAUUAAGUUACCAAUAGAAACUCAACAGUUCAAAUUUGGUCAAAGCAACCCCACAUAUCUCCUAAUUGAUGCAAAUCAAAAACGAUAUGUACUACGAAAAAAACCACCAGGAAAACUAUUAUCAACUACUGCACAUGCUGUUGAACGUGAGUUUCAUAUUCUUGAUGCUUUAGGAAAGUAUACCGAUGUACCAGUGCCUAAGGUUUAUCUUCUUUGCAAAGAUAAUGAAAUAAUUGGGACACCAUUCUAUGUAAUGGAAUUUUUAAAUGGUAGGAUUUUUGAGGAUGUAAGACUUUUAUCACUUUCUCCAAAUGAAAGAAAGAACUGUUGGUUUUCUUUGGUCAACACACUUGCUAAAUUACAUUCAGUUGAUUAUAAAGCAAUAGGACUGGGUGAUUAUGGAAAGUCAUCUGAAUUUUAUUCUAGACAAGUUCGUUCACUACUCAAAGUAUCAAAAGCUCAAGCUGCUGUGGUAGAUGAAGAUGGAAAUGAAGUGGGUGCUCUUCCAGGACUUGAUGAAAUGAUCAAGUGGUUUAAAAAUAAUGAAAUUCCUGAUGAAGCAACAAUUUUACAUGGUGACUUUAAGGUUUUUCAUCCAACAGAAUCACAUGUUAUUGGAAUAUUAGAUUGGGAACUUUCUACAAUUGGUCACCCAUUAUCAGACUUAGCAAAUUUAUUGAUGCAGUUUUAUGUAUCUGAAAAUGCUGUAAAACCUUUAAUUGGAUUAAAGGAUGUACCUAAUUUACUUAUCCCUUCAGCAGAUGAAUUAAUAUAUGAAUAUUGUAUUAAAACAAAAAGAAAAUUUCCAAUACCAAACUUUGAGUACGCCAUAGUGUUUUCAUUUUUUAGAUUGGCAGUAAUCACACAAGGUAUUGCUGCACGUAUUGCACAUAAACAAGCUAGUUCUAGUGAAGCACAAAAUUAUGCUAGAAUGUUUAAACCUAUAAAAAUAAAUUAUUAA
Molecule: messenger RNA, 1056 nt
Organism: Entrophospora candida
Lineage: Eukaryota; Fungi; Glomeromycota; Glomeromycetes; Entrophosporales; Entrophosporaceae
Source: the annotation of a GenBank genome assembly